AGAGUGCGGGAGCGUACAAAAUUCAAACUGUAUGGCGGGCAGUUGAAGUCUGCAGAGGAAAAAAAGAGAAGACAAUAGAUUUAGUCGUGAGAGUUUGAUUCAAAGUGUUUAGAAAAUGACAAGCACUUUGAAGGGAAUUACUCUUAAAGGAAGCGCGGAGCUAGUGGCUGAGUUCUUUUCUUUCGGCAUCAACAGCAUCCUGUAUCAGCGGGGCAUCUAUCCUCCUGAGACGUUCACCAGAGUCACCCACUAUGACAUGAGCCUUCAACUCACUACCGACCCCAAGCUGAAGAACUAUUUGACCAACGUGGUGUCUCAGCUUAAAGAGUGGCUGUUCGAGUGCACUGUGCAGAAGCUGGUGUUGGUGAUCACAUGUCUGGAAACCAACGAGGUGCUUGAGAGAUGGCAGUUUGACAUUGAGUGUGACAAGUCAUCCAAAGAGAGCAGUGUUCCCAGAGAGAAGUCCAUUAAGACCAUUCAAGAUGAGAUCCGCUCUGUCAUCAGGCAGAUAACAGCCACCGUUACUUUCUUGCCCUUGCUGGAGACACCAUGUGCUUUUGACCUCCUGGUUUACACAGACAAGGACCUGGUGGUUCCAGAUAAAUGGGAAGAAUCAGGGCCACAGACUAUUGAUCAAUCAGAGGAGGUGCGUUUACGCUCUUUCACAACCUCAAUCCACAAGGUGAACAGCAUGGUGGCAUACAAGAAGAACGACUCAGUUUGAACCUCUAAACCAUGUAAGCUGUUAUAGCACCAACCACUGAUCGGUAUAGAAAACCAGUAGAUGUGAACUCUGUUAACAUGCCCUGUCCUGCUUAACUGCCUGCACCUGGAUGGACAAUGAGAACCCACUUUCCAUUUUUGAGUUUCACUGUGUUGUAUAUGUCAAUGUGAUAAAGACGUGCAGGCAAUGUGUUCUGUCUACAUUGAUGUAAAUAUUUCUCCUGUCUUAGCAAACAACUGUCUUUUCUUUAGUGUUUGCUAAGCUUUCAGUCUGUUUUAGAAGAUAGUAGUAUAUAUGUUCAGCUUUUAUAAAA
Messenger RNA from Archocentrus centrarchus (flier cichlid), 1037 nucleotides. It is a transcript of the gene mad2l1, whose product is annotated as MAD2 mitotic arrest deficient-like 1 (yeast). The coding region runs from base 116 to 724 and encodes 202 amino acids. Gene Ontology annotation, cellular component: cytoplasm; kinetochore; nucleoplasm. Lineage: Eukaryota; Metazoa; Chordata; Actinopteri; Cichliformes; Cichlidae. The transcript has 5 exons. Gene Ontology annotation, biological process: mitotic spindle assembly checkpoint signaling. The record is from RefSeq and is a predicted model, not a curated record.